GGCAGUGAUGUCCUUGGCUCUCUCAGACCUGCUGCACCAGAACACUCUACACUGCAGCUGCUGGGCUUGCUGCCUGCAUAUAUACACAAACACGUUUGGACGCUCCUGGUCCGCAGCACAGUAAGCAAUAUCUCUGAGCCUCGUUUGUGAACGCAAAGCUACGAAAAAUGAACUUCACUAUACGCGCUGCAAGAAAGGAUGACUGUAAGGACAUAUCUAGGAUGAUAAUGGAAUUGGCAAUUUAUGAAAAAAUGCCGGAUCAGGUGAAGAUCUCCCAUAAAGAGUUGGAGCGUGAUGGCUUUUCUUCCAAUUCGUUCUUCGAGUGCCUGGUUGCAGAAGUGCCUGAAGAGGAUAAGACUAAAGACGGGCACACCGUUGUUGGCUACGCCCUGUACUUUUACACAUACAGCACGUGGAAAGGACGGUCGGUAUUCAUGGAAGACCUGUAUGUGAUGCCUGAGUUCCGAGGAAAAGGCAUUGGAAAGGGUUUGAUGAGCAAAGUGGCUAAAGAGGGGAAGGGGAAGCAGUGUGCCAGACUGCAGCUGACCGUCCUGGACUGGAACACUCCAUCACUAGACUUCUAUGUUGCCAAAGGAGCUCAUGACCUGACCGCUAACGAAGGGUGGCAUUUCCUGCGAUUUGACGAGGAAGCUAUGGCCAACUUGGCCAAAGACGCUCCAUAAAUGCGAUACCUGCACUGGCUAAACUCCUUGUCGGACUUCAUAACUAAGCUGGUAGUAGUGAUCGACAAUAAUAUUGUUUUUAACUGUUGAAUACAAACUUUUAAUUGUAGCGUUCUCUCCAUGUCGACAAAAUUUAAUGUGUUUUUUUUUAACAGAAUAGUUAUUUUGUAUUGUAUUGUAUAUGUUGAUGAUUGUAAAUUUCGGGGCAAUUCUUACCA
This is a messenger RNA of Osmerus eperlanus (European smelt), 901 nucleotides long. It is a transcript of the gene sat2b, whose product is annotated as spermidine/spermine N1-acetyltransferase family member 2b. The transcript has 7 exons. The record is from RefSeq and is a predicted model, not a curated record. NCBI's taxonomy places the organism in Eukaryota, Metazoa, Chordata, Actinopteri, Osmeriformes, Osmeridae. Bases 168 to 683 code for a protein of 171 amino acids. Gene Ontology annotation, molecular function: N-acetyltransferase activity.